UGAUUUCGAUACCCGAUGAUUUACUUUCCCUUCGAGGAGAAGAAUUGCAACGUUCGAAUCGAUUGAUUGUUUCGCAACAGGUCUGUCGCCCCUGGCGAUCAAUAAAGAAUUCAUCGUGACAAUACGUCUAAGUCUAUUCACCGUGAUUACUGUCGAGCGAUACUGGACAGGAGGAAACGUCACGAGUGCUCGGGAUUCCUCGUUUUGGGUCAUCGUUCGUUCCGAUUCUCAGAUACGUCCUGUUUCUAUCAUACUCGUUAUUAUCGUCCACCGGAUGCGCUUCCCCCUCGUUCUAAACGUGCUCAACACGUGUUACCCUUUUUUCACCGAGUCCGUUUACCGAUAAAGGACGCGGUAAAUUUUCGUUCGCCCAACGGACUAUGUAACAGUUUUAUUAAAAAAGCAUCAUGAAUUCUCUCUUUUCAGUCAUUAAACAAACAAGAGCGUAGUAGUGUUUUUUUUUUCGUUUAAUACUUUUCUGUACCGUCAUCCCUUCCUACUUCGUAUUUCCCGCUCCCCAGGAGUCGAGGUCCCGAUCGCGAUGUACCUUUGAACCCCCAGGUGUGCGAUUUUCGAUAUUGGUUUGAGGCAUUCGAUAGGAGCGGCUCGGUCCAUGACGUGACGUCACGGUGGCGGAGCGAGCAGUCGCAAAGCGAAAAGAGGGCCGUUGGUGGGGCGAGGAGAGGGAGAAAGAGAGAGGAUAGGUUCGGAUGGGUUUCGGCGUUGUUGCGACGCGAGGGGGCUGGUGCAUAGGGGACGGAAGAGGGAGAGAGACACGAGUCAGUGACGACCAGACAGGGGCAGGAGCUGAGUGCGAGCGAACGAGCGAGGACGGCCGUGCGCUCGCCUUUCGUCGGCGUUUCGUGUGGGUGCGCGGUGUGAGUGCGUGCGCGAGUGCGUGCUCACGAGAGUUGGUACUUUCGAUUUCCAGCGAUUGGCGAGCCUUUUGCUUCGCCGGCCACCACGCUGCACCAGGAAGCGGACACGAUAGUUAACCAUGGAGUGAAAUAGUACGUGUACGGUGCGCCGAGAGUUACAGCGUUCCCGUCCUGUCAGUUCUGCGCGCGGUGUGUACGGUACGAGUGCGUGUGUGUUCCUUGACGGAACAGGUGCCUUUUUCGAUUUUUUUUCUUUUUCUUUCGAUUACACGUCCCCGUCGAAUUUGACUCGCGGUUUCGUAUCGUAUCGACCCGCCGUAGAAUGACCGAUUUCGCGAUUCCCGGCGAGCGACCGUCCAACGAUCGCAUCAUUCCGUAUCACAAGAAACUCGAAAAAUGAGAUAAACGUGCGUUACGUUAACACCGCGCGCGUAUAUACGUUGCGUUGUAAACAUCGAUUUUCUUGCUAUCGGUUGGCAGCUGCUCGAAUCCGCGAUCGCGGGAUGAAUUCUCGUGCGAGCACGAUGGAAACCUUGCGUCGCGUCCAGGGCCGGCUUUAGGCGACAGAAUCGGUGAACGAACCGCGAGGGGAGGACUGCUCGUGGAGAAUCGGCCCCACGUUUGCGAACGCGCCCAUCGCGCGUCCAAGAUGGCUACCGCCAGCAACGCGACGGCCAGCGCCGGCGAAACGGGCGGCAACAACGUCGUGCCACAGUGGAAAAGGGACUUGAUUCAGCGACGCAGGCAACAGAACAAAGUUCUCGCGAGUAACGGAGCGAGCGUGAAGCUGUGCUCAGCGGUGAUCGGAUCGUCCGCGACCACGGAAUCGGUCGACACGUUCUGCGGUCAGGAGCAGUGCGGUACCGUGAAUUUAUCGUCUAGACAGCGUUCGACGUCCGUCGGAGAGGACACACGUGUCAACAGUGCCGCGAAUACCUCGUCCGGUAGCAUAAUCGGUGGCGGUGGAAGCGCCAUAGCCGGUGUCGUUGUGUCGUCUUCGCCGUUUUUCUCGAGAGGACCGGCCAGUGGCGCCACUGUCGCCAGCGGAGCAACCGCCGCUAAUAACCAAGCGUCGACAGUCGCGUGCAACAUGCGUCUCGAGGCGGAUCUAUCGCUCUGCUCUGACUCGGAGGAUGUCGCGAACGGGACGCUGAGCAAAUCCUCGACGACGGACAUGGAACGGAAAUCGGAACACGGUGACGCCUCCGAGAACGACGAUCCGAAAGGGGGCGAUCAAUUAACCGGAUUCGACGAACACCGAUCCACCUGUAGGAACAACAACAAGACGGAGAGAGUUCUGGCGGAGCUAUCGCUAUCAAAGAUGGAAAUGUCAAGGAACAGAGCGGGUAGCGAGGACGGGGAGAGCGAUAGCUCGGAGGAAUUACAGUACGGACCUGGAAUAGUGAACAAAUUGAAGAGUAAGUACCUUAACCUCGCGUUGAGGGAGAUGAACAAGAGUCGCAUGACAGUGCAACGUUUCCGACGCGCAGCGAGCCUCGAGGAUUUGCUCGACUGCGACGACGAGCCUGGCGAGAAGAGCGCGAGAAAGUACGCGAAACGAACGACGACCGGUACCAGCGCGAGAACCGAUCGGUACAGGAAUGCUUCGCGUGGCAAUGAAUCGAUGAAACGAGCGCGAAGCGUGGAGACUUUGAUGAGGUGCAACGGAACCGAGGAACCAGGGGCAGGUCAUGCCAGAUUGCCGACGAACGGGCUCAAGCAGGAAUUGGCCAACGAUCACAUCAUCCUUAUAGAUCGAACCACUGUAAAAAUCGAGAGCCGACUCGGCGAAUUGGACAGGCCAAAGCCAGUGAACAAGCCCAAGAGGAUCAAACCGUUGCUGGCGGAGACCGAGAGGCCCCCGCCGGAUCUAGUCAAGACCACCAUGAGGAUCUUCGAGGGCUCCGCGAAGAAGCUUCGACCUAGAGGCGAGGUCGCCGCCAAGGUCGCCACUUUCAAGACCAUCAACGAUACUUUUAAGGCUCAAGCGCAGAAGAAGGUCAUGGCGAAACCCCCCGUACAGCCGAAGCCUUUCGUCAACGGCAACACGAGGCCAGCUCUCAGCUCGCCGAAGAAGAUCGUCCUCCCUCAGAAACCUACCGCGGAGUUGAUCGAGACUCAGGUAGGCCAGGAAGAGUACCACAUAGACGGGGUGAUCACGGAUCCCAUCGUUCAGUCCGUGUCCUCUGUGGUCAGCAAGUUCCAGCAGAUCGAGAAGUCCCACUCGCCGUCGCCUUCGCCCGAGCCCUCCUUCAAGCUCAAGUUCUCCCCUGCGGCCAGUCCAGAACCCUCGCUGAGCAAAUUGAAAUCCUCCUUGGAGAUCAACGUCAAGUCGCCGCCCGUAACGCCCGUUCUCUCGCCUAGAAUACUCUCUCCGAGGCUGCAGAGUCCAUCUUCACCGAUGAAGGAUCCGGGCUUCAGACAGCACGUGCACAGCCCCCCGUCUCCCGCUAAAGACAGACAGAAUUCCAGUCCUGUUCACCACAAGCCAUCCUCGAGUCCCAGCAGGGAGUUGUUCAAGCAAAUGUCCUCUCCAGAACUGACGAAACCACCUCGACCGCCGACGGAAGACACGCCGAACAAUACCGAACAUCCUAGACAACAGGUGCCCGAGAGAAUACCUAGUCCAAUCAAUACAGAGACGAUCGACGAGCUAAUGUCGUCCACGGAGGAUGCUGUACUCCCCGAAGAUAAUAAUGAUGUUGUGCAGGAGGAAGAGGACGUGGAUGCACCGACUGCCAUUACGAAAACCAUUUCCAAAGCUGCCCUGGAGAAUAUCGCGAGAACCGGGGUCACCAUGCAGUUCAGUUUCAACGAUAAACCGAGUUUGGAGAAGAGCUAUCUGCCAGGGUAUAAACAAAACGGACAAAAGCCAGCAGAAGAGCAACCGUUGGAGGUUUGCGCCGAGACCAAGUCUGUGGAAUCCAGGGGCAAGUCGUUUUUGUCGGGGGAUGGUUCCGUGAACGGUGGCACGGAUCAGGAAGCUGUCUCCAGGUUGCAGGAGAGAUUAGAGCCGGAGGUGAGCUUGUCCAAGUGCGAUAGAAAGAUGGACGAGCACAAGGAAGAGGUCGAGGUUAAGCCAAACGUCGAGAGCAAACCUAUCGGUGCUAUCUGCAGCCUGGGACUGAUCAAGACCACGACCACCUCGUAUCCUCAGAGCAACGAGUCAAAGAUCAGGUGUCCGAAGAGUACCGAGUCUCCUCCUCAGAAGCAGAUCGGUAUCAUCAGGCCGCUGGUGUCCACGAAGACCCAACAUCUUCAGCAAAAUCUGAGCAAUAGAGAGCUGGAAAAGAAUCUUAUUAAUCGCGUGAAAAGCAUAGAGCAGCCUACUAAAGUAGUGGUCAGUUUGAAGAGCAGCGCCGACGAGAUUCAACCUCCGAAGAAAGCUGGCUCGGGGGGCGGUGGACUUUGGGAAACGAAGCCGUGGAAUCAACAAAACAACACCAUGGUGUUCAACUUCAGUAACCGAAAGGACGUGCCCGACUACAUAGAGAACGACGGACUUAUUAUCAAGAGGAAACGGGAGAAGACGAAGGUCGGCGAUGGAGGCAUCAUAGUUUUGGACGCGACGUUGGACGCGUCUACGACCGACGACGGUGAAUGGGAUCUUGCUGGUGGUCCACCCUCGCCAUGUGACGUGUCGUUUUUCAACGACAAUGUUCUCAUCAAUGGACGCAGCAACCUUUCCAGGACACCGCGGAAUCACAAGCAUCGAAUACAAUUUGAUGACACGGCAACCCGAACCUUCGAGUAUCCCAGCGAGGCAUCGAUGCUGGAGGACGAGAGCAGCGUGGAUGGCGAAACUUCCGGUUCCGUCGAGCAAUCAGCUCCGAUUAGCAAUAAAACGUCCUCGAGCAAUUCGCCGACAAGCAUGCCGACCCUUCUUGGUGGUGGAGGUCUAGCCAGUUACACCCCGAGCAAGGUGGAUCUGACGUCCGAGGGGUUCGAGCUGGGCGUGACGAGAGCCGUGUCUUCGAGUUCGACACCGUCGACGCCGUCGACGCCAGGCCAAUCGGAGAACGAAAUCUCCGACGUGGACUACUUGAAACCAGCUCAGGAUGCCGGCGCCUGGGGAUCCGAAACCACUGGCGACCUUCUCUACUGACCAGGCCAAAGUCCAAAUGAAGAUGUGUAAAACACGCUAGAUGCUCAAAGCGCGAGACUCUUCGAUCGGAGCCGAUCCCUAGAAUCGCCAAGUCCUGUGAACUGAAAAGACUAAUUUAAAAGUAUUCCACACCCCUCCCUUUUGUUUUUUCACGAGCAGGAAAGAAGUAAGAAGUCGUCGUGAAAGAAACGUCCAGAAACGAACAUUAUCGUUGGUCGAGAUAACAAAUUUUGUUUCUUUUUCUUGAAGAAAGAAGAAUGCAUUUUGAGAGAAGAGCGAUGUGUGUCUUAGAUAAGUAAGCGGAGGAGAAGCAAAGAGACAAGAUAAAACAAUAUCAUUCCAAGUAUAUGCAUUUAAUUUGUAUUAGUACGAUAACGAAACGAACGAGAGUUUCCUAAGUAACGUGUAAUUUAGAACUGCCAAGGUAUGUCAGUACUUUUCUUCUAUUCCUCUUUCUUCCUUGCAUGCGUGUUUCUCGUUUACGUAUUCAAACACUAAGAGAAACGUCGAGCCCGGUGAACGGCGAGAACGCUUAUGCAAGGGCGAACAGAAGAAAAAAGAAGACGUGAACCGAAAGCAUAUCACUUAUUUCUUUUGUUAUUUUUUUUUUUUUGGCGCAUUUUUACAACAACCAAGAAAGUCGACGAUGGAACUGAACGUUUUUGUAACCUUUUUGAGAUUACUUUAAUGCUAAGCCGUAAAAGCAUGUUCGAGCUGCCAGUCAAAGGCCAGGAAUUUAUGCAAGAUUUUUUAGAAAAACAAAAAUUAAAACGAAAAAAGAACGAUCGAGUGCAAGGGAAACAUCGAUCGAAGCAGAAAAAAGAAACGAAGUAGUAAACGAUUAACAGUCGAGUUUAGAUUUGUAAAAGUUUUUGCCAAAGUAGAACGUAAGUCUACUUAGUAUAUAUUUAAUGUAUAUGUACGGUAAGUCGACGUUUCAGUCCAAGAAUAAUUGUAACAAUUGUAAAUUCCAAAAAUUCCUUAUUUAUACUGAGGGUAUGUUAAACCAUACUAAUAUUUCUUACGGAUGCUCAAGGUUCGUUCAUACUUCAGUGUAAAUAUACAUAUUAAUAUUAUACAUACAUAUAUACAUAUAUAUAUAUACAUAUAUACGUUCUUGUUUCGUUGGGUUUGUUGCGCAUUUUUGUUUCUUACGUUUGGACGAGGACCAAAAAAAAAAAGAAAAAAAAACCAAUUAUUCUCAAAUGUUUCUUUGAAAAAACAUUGAUUUAUUGAUAAUUAAUGUUAAUUUUAAACGAAUCAAAUUUUGUACAUACUAAAUUAUUGUCAGUCUCAAAGUUUUUCGUUGAAAAAAAUUCUACGUGUACUUGUGUUUCUUCUUGUUGUCCGCAAUUACGUUCGAGGCAGUAACACGCGUCGUAAAAUUCAGAUUAUUACGUUGAAUCGCGUUUAAGUGAUUAACACGUUAAAUGCUGGCCUGGUCUCCACGGACUGUAGCUACAUUUUUUUGAUUAGGCUACGCCGUCAUUCCGAUCACUGAGUGCCCAAGGCUGAAAAAAAGCUGGGGAUAAUACAUCGUUAGACAAUCUACAUGUAAACAAUAGUAACAUAGCUGCUAGGUUACCAAACAAACGUUACAUGUAAUAUCUGCGAAAGAAACUCCCAUCUUUGUUUACAUUGUCUCGAUUCUGUGGGGACCUGCGUGGCGUUUAACGCAUUAAAGAGUAUGAUUGUGGCAGUAUGGGUAAUUGGAUUAGGAUUUAAUCGCGUGAUCGCGGACUGAUUCAAGGAAAAAAAAAACGUGCGAUAUGAUAAUAAUAACGAUUAAUGCACGAAAAAGGUGCAUUUAUACGCCGAACCAACUACUGUGUUCUAAUUUCCGUCGCUGUAUUUAAAUGCUAUUCCGGCUAUAACUACUCGCGUGUCCCGGCGACAUAAUGUCGCUUUCCAUUUAAUUCCACGUUAUCGUUCAAUCGAUGCUUGAUGGGUCUGUGUCACAGCGUUGCAUUUUACACUGUGAUAUUUUUUAAUUAUUUCUUUUUUUCCUAGUAUCGAUAUGAUUAUAUGAUUGCUUCCCAAUUUUUUAAGGAACAAUACCGCGUCGACCGGCUCAGUUUGUAUUUUCUACAGUAUACUGUGUACGGAGCGAACGAGAUUACGAUCGCAGAACAUUCCGAAUCGAGACGUUGCACUGUUUAGUUUUUAUUCCCAUCGGUCGAUCGUUCAAAUACAUCGAUACGUAAUCUCGGUGCUCCGGUUGAGGGAACUCCGUAUUAAUUUUGUAAAUUAUCGCUGUACAGUAUGGAAAGGCAUCGUCAUACGAGUAAAAGGAUUAAAGAGAAAA
Molecule: messenger RNA, 7288 nt
Organism: Hylaeus volcanicus
Lineage: Eukaryota; Metazoa; Arthropoda; Insecta; Hymenoptera; Colletidae
Gene: bif
Exons: 5
Coding region: 1528-4983 (1151 amino acids)
Biological process (GO): neuronal signal transduction; chemotaxis
Cellular component (GO): nuclear membrane; rough endoplasmic reticulum membrane
Molecular function (GO): microtubule binding
Source: RefSeq, a predicted model, not a curated record